Messenger RNA from Aethina tumida (small hive beetle), 990 nucleotides. Its product is annotated as protein mono-ADP-ribosyltransferase PARP12-like. The transcript is spliced from 2 exons. Bases 431 to 886 code for a protein of 151 amino acids. The record is from RefSeq and is a predicted model, not a curated record. Lineage: Eukaryota; Metazoa; Arthropoda; Insecta; Coleoptera; Nitidulidae.
ACCAGUUCACAUAAAGUCGAAUGGCUGCACUGAUAAGAACUAUCAUUCGCAAUUUGCGAGUCGCAAAUAGUUUUCAAGUUUAGAGGUGGCUGUACUGACUAUAAAAUAGUGAAAAUGUUGAUAUUGUUACGGUGUAUGUAUUUUAAAAUUAAAAUUUUGUGAAAAACGUUAACGGUAACAGUUCGAUGUCAUAAUGGAUUAUUUCGUGCUGUAACGUAUUAUUAGACUGUAAAAUGAACCAGUUAAAUAAAUAUUUUGACGCAAUAAGUGUACGUGAAAGUCAACCAUCUCAAAAAGUCAAGAAGAAUAAGGAAUAAGAAAUUUUUAAAAAACUUGGGAACACAGGUCGUUUAAUCGUCCCUUUCAUCUGGUAAAAUUGAAUUUAAAUGAUAAUGAAGCUGACUAUGUUGUUCAUCAAUUUAACAAUACCAUGACUUCACGGAAAGGACGACAAUAUACAGUUAAGAGCAUUGUAAAAGUUGAAAAUCCCUUUUUAUUGGCACAGUACUAUUUGAGAAAAAAACAGUUAGGAAAAUCAGUGGAAGACUAUGAAAUGUAUCAUGGAACGGGAGGUGAAAGUCUAAUACCUAUAUGUACAAAUAAUUUUAACUGGCGUUUUUGUGGUGUUUCAUUUUCACCUAGAGCAGACUAUUCAAAGCAUUUCGUAACUGAAUUUUCAUUUCAUAUCUAUCCAAAACUGCAGAACUCUGGUCGCGGAUCUAUAAUAUUUUUUGCCAAUGUACUCAAAGGCAACACCCAUAUUGGAAAUAUGAAUACUGUAGUACCUAUUGAGGGGUUUGACACAACUGAUAAUUUUCAAAGCACAGUAUGUGUGAAAUACCAAGAUUUUGAAUUUUAUCCAAAAUAUGUUAUAUUAAUUCAUUAAUAUGUUAUUAUAUUGUUUCCUUUUCCAAAAAUAAUUUUAUUUUUUUGUUUGUUACGUGCCAAUACAAUAAAAAUCUUAUAAGAAUAAAGAUUAUUUAAAUUUGA